Molecule: messenger RNA, 2511 nt
Organism: Protopterus annectens (West African lungfish)
Lineage: Eukaryota; Metazoa; Chordata; Ceratodontiformes; Protopteridae
Gene: SLC39A5
Product: solute carrier family 39 member 5
Exons: 11
Coding region: 378-2336 (652 amino acids)
Biological process (GO): zinc ion import across plasma membrane; intracellular zinc ion homeostasis; BMP signaling pathway
Cellular component (GO): membrane
Molecular function (GO): zinc ion transmembrane transporter activity
Source: RefSeq, a predicted model, not a curated record
UGGUUAACCCUCAGAGGAAUGUAGGUAAACAACGAAUCAUCUGCCUUUCUAUAAUAAGGACUGCCCCUUCUCACUUCUUGGUUUUUACACUUUUUGUAAGGCCUUAUAACUCCAGAUGAGUUUACAUUUGGAGCUGUUUGAACAAAUACCAUCAUUCAUUUUCAAGUGUUAGGUUUUACUUCAGAAUUCUGUUAGAAGAUGCGUACAUCCAGCUAAUUUAUAGUCAUCUGACUUCCUAGUAAAGAAGGACCUGAAUUGGAGAAAUGGAAUAUUUUUCACUGAUGUGAUAUGUUAGAUAUUUGAGGCUGAGAGAAACCAGAACAGCAUAUUCCACCGCUAAGGCACAGAGAGAGAAAGAACAGGUCGUUCCCCCAGCGAUGACACUGAUGAAGUUGUGUUUUCACCUUUGUGUGUUAAAUGCAGUCCUUCUAGAUCACAGUUGUGUGUGCCUGAGUAAAGCUAAACACUCUGGGACACGCAAGAUAUUGUCAUACCUGCCUAAAAGUAAUAAAACUUUGAACUCUGAUGGGAAUCUCUUGGAUGAUGCCCUGACGGAACAGGGUUAUUACCUGCAGAAACUUUUCACUGUGUAUGGUGAGAAUGGCACACUUUCCUAUGAAGGUCUCACCAGUCUACUGAUGAAUCUGGGUCUAGGUAAGACUCAAGUUGUGGCCAUUAGUCACAAAGGUCUAGGACAUGAUCAUGUUUCUCAUCUGGAAGCCCUGGAUGUACAGGAAAGCAGGCAUUCUCAUUUGCAUUCCAUUCUAGACCACGUCUCUCCCUCCACCACUAAGGAAGGAAGUUUGAGAACGUUUCCACAAGGAAUCACUACUGCAAAGCCUGUUGUGUCUGUAGAACUGAAUGCAACGUCUAGAAAGCCGAAAAAAGUCCAAACAAAACAAAAAGUUCAGAUAUGGACAGUGCUUAAAGAUGCCACCACCUCAUCACAGUUGCCGUCCAAAAAUGGUUCAUACUACAGUCGAUCAGAGGAAGGUCUUAGAAUACUUGAAAAAGUAUUCACUUUAAAUCAUUCACUGAAGAACCAUCUUCAUGGAGAUUGUUUAAAUGUGUCCCAACUGCUCAUGAAUUUUGGACUUGAUGAAGUAUCAGAGAUUACUCCAGAGGAAUUUACCCUCAUCUGUCCAGCUCUUCUUUAUCAGAUCGAUAGCCGUGUCUGCCUACGGCACCCUGAUGAAAUACAGGAAAAGUUUGUGGACACCCCAAGUUCAACAGUUCCAGCGUGGGUCUGGGGCUUGCUUGCCAUCACUCUGAUAAGCUUGCCAUCUGUCAUAGCGAUCAUCAUUGUACCAUUUUUAAAGCAGGAGUUUUUCCAUUCUCUCCUUGCCUUUUUGGUGGCCAUGGCCGUGGGGACACUAUGUGGAGAUGCACUGCUUCACCUUCUGCCCCAUGCCAGUGCCAGUCAUGAUGAUUAUUCUAGAAGCACAGCAAUUUCUGACAUUGCGGAUUCCGUGCUGAAAGGGCUGUCUGUCCUGGGAGGCAUCUACUUGCUCUUUGUGAUUGAGAGCAUUAUGACAAUGAUCAGGAAGAGACACGUAAAUGUGAGAUACCAUCACACCGAGGCUUCACAUGGAGCAGUAACAGAGGCUGAAUGUGGCACAGAACUCUACCAGCUUCCUCCCAGACAAGAACCUACAGCUCUCAGUUUUUCAGUACUUCAGGAGGAGCAAGAAGCUCUGAAUUUAUGUCAGAGGAGAGAUACUGAUCUCACCCCUGCCAGGACGCAGGAUGAAGGGGAGACAGGUUAUCGUUGUAGAAGUGAAAAGUCCCUCCAUUCUCCUUCCAGUCACUCACAUGACAUGGACAUUACCAAGGAUACCAGCAUAGCAAAUAUUGCCUGGAUGGUUAUUAUGGGAGAUGGAAUCCAUAAUUUCACAGAUGGCUUAGCAAUUGGGGUUGCCUUUGCAGAAGGCAUUGCAAGCGGAUUGAGCACCACUAUUGCUGUAUUUUGCCAUGAAGUACCGCAUGAACUUGGUGAUUUUGCUCUGCUACUAAAGAAAGGGAUACCUGUAAAGCGAGUGCUCAUGUUCAAUCUUCUGUCUGCCCUCCUUGGAUACUUGGGUAUGCUGGUUGGCACAGCCAUAAGUCAGCGGUCUUUCAGUGUAACUCCCUGGAUUUUUGCUAUUACUGCUGGCAUUUUUCUCUAUGUUGCAUUGGCAGAUAUGCUUCCAGAUAUUCUACAGGGAGAUUCCAGAGAUGGUGCCAGAGGUCACUUAAAGUAUUUCAUCCUCCAAAACCUGGGAUUUCUGAUGGGAGGAGCCAUAAUGCUCUGCAUAGCUGCCUUUGAAGAUCAAAUAUUCCUACGUCUCAGCUUCUGAAAAAGCAUCUUGAAAUCUUUCAUAGCAAAGUCUCAUGGGUAUUAACUUACCUUCUGUGAAGUUCAGUCUUGUAGAAGGAUACCAUGAUCUACUUUCAAUACAAUAUAUUUUUUUCUGUCAUUAUGAAAUGCUACAGUGAUCUAAUACAGAAAAAAAUCUAUGAAGAACAUACCUC